Molecule: messenger RNA, 1329 nt
Organism: Helobdella robusta
Lineage: Eukaryota; Metazoa; Annelida; Clitellata; Rhynchobdellida; Glossiphoniidae
Exons: 7
Coding region: 1-1329 (442 amino acids)
Source: RefSeq, a predicted model, not a curated record
AUGUCGGCAUUCAGUUGGAUAUUUUCAAGCACUCAGACACGCAGGAACCGCUGCAACAAGCACGAAAUGUGGUUAGUUGCGAAAAAUAGUUUCCUGCUGUCGCCUGAUCUGACGCUGAUCAUUUUGCAUAUUGCCUUAAGAAAUUUAAGGGUGUUGGGGUCCAUCGGGCCGAAAACCUCGAUACAUAUUGGCAAGAAUUCCAUUGAGGGGAGGGCGUUCCCAUAUUUUUUCAUUUUCUCGUCCACUGCCCUGGCCGCGGCCAUACUGCAUUCUUUACUUGUCAGGUUUACGUAUCAUUCGGCGAGGGUGCCAGGGACCGUAACAUCCCACGCCAAACAUCUGCCGGCUCUCCAAGGUAUUAGUGUGCAUCCGUCCGGGCGCCUACCAUCAUGCGCAGAAAUGCCGGAUGGUUCCUUGAGAACCGGAAUUGAAGCCUUGGAGAAGAGCCGACAAAUGGCGGUGCGCAGGACUCCGUCAAAUUCGCCCAAUUUAGAAGGAUCAAUGUGUUUGGAUGUAUGCAGGAAGUACAUCAAUUUGGGCAAACUGAGGGCAUUGCGGAUAAUAUUAGCUAGCUUCACGUUUGCUGGUCGUUUUAAAGCCUUCGGAAGACUACCUCUAGGUCCAGUGCUCGAAUCUCAAAUCGUCCCAGUGGCGGUUUUGCUAAAUCCCUUCUGGAGUAAGAUGGCCAGAGGGAGAGAUGAUGAAGGAAAGAGCAAAACUAAAAAAUUUAAUGAAAAAGUAAGAAAGAGGGAACGAUGCAGAUGGGGACUUGUUGCUAAAAAAAUGAAGAAAAAAACAUCUUAUGGCAUCAGCAACAAGAACAGCAGCAGAAGCAGCAGCAACAACUUCACCACAAAAAACAACUACUUCAACGCCAGCAAUUUCCUUACUAGAUCCGUCUCGACAGAAUUAAAAAUUUUUGACGCCCUAGCCUUCCACUACAAAGACUGGUCCAAGCCAAAUAAUGCUAAUGCUACGUUGAAAUUUCUUUUUGAAUUCAUCUCAGACGCGCUCUGUCUAUCGCCUGGUCUAGAGACCGCCCUUCAACAUGCCCUCAACGUAGAAGCCGAUCACAAAUCUAGAAAAGGUUCCAAGAAUUUCGGUAGUAGCAACUUUACUGGUGCUAAAAAUUCAAUUAGCAAUGAUCGCCUGUACCAGCCAGCCACAGCAACAAAAUAUAAUUUCAAUAGAAAAUUGAAAUCAAAGGAUAACGAUGAAGAUGAAGAUGAUGACGAUGACGAUGUUAAUGACGUCACGAGCCAACCAUUUUCAUUCGAGCCCAACAACAUCAGUUUGAUGGCAACGAUAACAAAGAUAUUUGACACGUGA